CUUUCAUUAAACCGUGGAACAGGAACGGUGGUGGCUUUCUGAUAAAAAGCUUCAAAUGGGUUGUGGAGGCGUGUAUAAAUCCAACACAGUAGCAGCAUUCCAUUAAGCAAUAAAAAUAAGAAAUUACAAAGGGAGAAUAACUGCAUAUUUAGAGUAGUGGAUUCGUGUUUGUUUGUUUAUCGUGCAGUAACCCUAACAACUACUCGUACGACAUCUCUACGAUUUAGCAGGUAAAAGAAAAGGUCGCCAUGAAGGACAUAGAGAUAAAGGGCAUGGUCUCGGCCCACUGCAUCAUCGCUUUGUCCAUCGUCAUGGCAACGAUUGUUCCUGCAGUGCUGCUGGAUGACUUCUCUGUGUAUGGCACUCACCUGGUGUGGCUGUAUAUCUGCACUGCGGGAGUGGCUGCUGUCAACAUAGCUGUCUACACACUGCUGGGGGUCAGCCCUCCAGCCAAGAAGAAUACACUGAGUCACAAGGUGGCUAAAGUCUCCAAAUCUUGUCUGUAUUUUAUGUUUUCCUGCCUGCUUUUCCACGGGAUUGUUGUCUUGUAUGGAGCCCCGUUGCUUGAGUCGGCUUCGGAGACAUUUUCCUUUGCUGUUUUGCUGUCCACCUUCACAACUCUGCGCUGCCUGUGUAUACUGGGUCCCAACGUUCAGGCUUGGAUUCGGGUGUUCAGCAGAAAUGGGGCAAUGUCGAUCUGGGAUACCAGUCUACAGAUCACCACAGCCAGCAGUGUAACUGGAGCCUGGCUGGGAGCAUUUCCAAUCCCCCUGGACUGGGAGCGACCCUGGCAGGUCUGGCCUAUUUCUUGUACGCUCGGAGCAACUCUUGGCUUUGUGGCCGGACUCUUCAUCGCUCCGCUUUGGAUACAUUGGCACAGGAAGCAGCUGACGUACAAAAGCAAGUAAACACGGCAAGGAGGCGGCUGAUCAGAGAUGCUGGGGGUCCCAAUACCUGCAGCCCGGGCCACGUUGCUGUCUGAUUUUAAGAGUGCGAAGCCAAGUGAUCGUGUUCGUCAGUCCUUCCUCUCCACAGUAGCAGCAAUGGACCAAACACAACCUACUGUUUUAGUUUUACAAGCAGCACAGCAUUCUGGAGGUUAUCAUUUGUAGCAGUGCCUUGGUGACGAUAAAGCGGUUUUAUUAUUUAUAGUGAAAGCAAGUCCCUACCGGUCAAUAGGAUCGGUUUCAAUUCCAGUAAUGCGGAUGGCUUGCCUACAUACAUAACUUGCUUGUGUCUGCUUUACUGGAAAUAAAAACAGAGCCUGUGGUGUACUCGGAGAGGAAAUAAAUGUCGUAUGUAUUAACCCUA
This is a messenger RNA of Polyodon spathula (Mississippi paddlefish), 1311 nucleotides long. Its product is annotated as phosphatidylinositol-glycan biosynthesis class F protein-like. Gene Ontology annotation, cellular component: endoplasmic reticulum membrane. The record is from RefSeq and is a predicted model, not a curated record. The coding region runs from base 249 to 908 and encodes 219 amino acids. The transcript is spliced from 6 exons. Gene Ontology annotation, biological process: GPI anchor biosynthetic process. Lineage: Eukaryota; Metazoa; Chordata; Actinopteri; Acipenseriformes; Polyodontidae.